AUGCAUAUCCCAGGCGUAUUCCUCAUUAUCGCGCUAGGUGCGUCAAGAGCUAACGCAAGGACAUGCACCAUCAAGCCUUUGGGACACAGCCAAAGUGACGUCUCUCAGAUCGAAGCAGCUAUUGCUGCGUGUGGGUACGGCGGGACAACUGUUCUGGAAGCUGGUGAAUACAACAUCACCCGUAAAAUGCAUUGGGACCUCGCCAACUCCCACGUCGACCUUCACGGGUCUCUGAACUUCGUCUUCGACCUCGAGCAUUGGAUGGACCCCGCGUCGACCUACCGCGUCAUCUUCAUCCAGUCCCAAGCGUCGUGGUUCGUCGUCUCCGGCCAUGACUUCACCAUCGACGCGCACGGCACGGGGGGCAUCGUCGGCAACGGCCAGCACUGGUGGUCGUGGUACGGAAACGCGACGCGCCUCGACGGCGACGGGCGACCUGUGUCGCUCACGCUGUCGCACGUCGCGAGGGGGACGGUGCGGGACUUCAGGGUGGACGGCCCGCCGUUCUGGUGCAACGCGGUCGCGGACUCGAGCGACGUGCUGUACGACGGGAUGACGUGCGUGUCCGAGAACGCGGACGAGACGUGGUUCGGACAAAACAUCGUUUGGAACACGGACGGGAUCGACACGUACCGAUCGGACAACAUCACGAUGCUCAACUGGGACAUCACCACUGGAGAUGAUUGCUUGGCAAUCAAGGGGAACUCGACGAACGUAUUCGCCAAGAACGUCACCUGCCGCGGGGGGACGGGCAUCGCGUUCGGCUCGGUGGGGCAGUACUAUCAGCUCCCUGACUACGUCGAUAACGUCGUUUUGGAAGACAUAACGUUCGUGCGACCGGACGCCCAAGUCCAGCCGCUGAUGGAGCAUGGGGUGUACUUCAAGUCGUGGACGGGGACGAGGAUAGGGUUUCCACCUACGGGAGGAGGAGCAGGCGGAGGACGCGUAUCUGGCGUGGUCGCGCGAAACGUCAACCUGGAUCAGGUCACAACGCCUAUCCAGGUCUAUCAAACAAACCUCGGACAUCCAGGGGACAAACCGUCGAAAUUGCAAUUCACCAAUCUCACCUUCACGAAUUGGACGGGGACCGCACAGACAUCUACAGUCGUUGAUCUCGAAUGCAGCCCUGCGGCACCAUGCACAGACCUCACGUUCGAGCAGAUCAACAUCGCCGUUCCCGGCGAUCAGGUCGCUGAAUUUGCGUGUGUGAACGUAGCAAGCGUCGCGGGGGUCGCCUGCGGAGGGAAGCAGUGAUUCAUCGAAGGGGACGCAGCUGACGCUGCGUGGAGGUGAUGAGCGCAUACAUAGCAUAGCAGCAGACGGAGGGCGGAAAGAGGUCAAUAAUUUUUAUCAAAAU
Molecule: messenger RNA, 1357 nt
Organism: Dichomitus squalens LYAD-421 SS1
Lineage: Eukaryota; Fungi; Basidiomycota; Agaricomycetes; Polyporales; Polyporaceae
Product: pectin lyase-like protein
Exons: 15
Coding region: 1-1254 (417 amino acids)
Biological process (GO): carbohydrate metabolic process
Molecular function (GO): polygalacturonase activity
Source: RefSeq, a predicted model, not a curated record